This is a messenger RNA of Drosophila novamexicana, 2524 nucleotides long. RefSeq names its product protein vein (gene vn). Bases 519 to 2441 code for a protein of 640 amino acids. Lineage: Eukaryota; Metazoa; Arthropoda; Insecta; Diptera; Drosophilidae. The transcript is spliced from 6 exons. The record is from RefSeq and is a predicted model, not a curated record.
AGAUAUACAUAUACAUUUUUUGCAUUGCCAAAGCAGACGAUCGGGCCAAAAUGAGUCACCAGCAGCAACAGCAACAACAGCAGCAACAGCAACAAGAACAACAGCAACAGCAGCAGCAACAGCCAAAAAAGUUCUCAAAGUGCUCAUAAAUAUUAUGCUAGAAAUUGUUAAACAUUCACUGUCUCUAACACUCUCACUUAACGUGUCUCUCUCUCUCUGUGUCUCUCUCGUGUCGCGUCUCUCUAUUGCUGUCUCUCAAAAUGCUACGAAACUAUCGAAAGUAUUUGCAGGAUAAACGAAAAUACGACAAGGCACAGCGACGACGCAGCGGCGGCAACAUUUGCCAGCAAUAGACAGACAAACAGCAGCAACAACAAAUCGCAACAGCAGCAGCAGCGACUAGCAAGCAGGGACAGCAGCAGCAGCAGCAACUAGCUAACGAUAAGCGAUAGACAGCAAUCGAUAGUUGAUUUGUAAAUAAAGCUAGGGCAACAGCAACAACAAUUUUGGAGGACGCCAUGUAUGCGCAACAUGUGCGCAAAUGGAGUCUAAAAACGCAACUGCAACAAAUGCCAUUGAUAUCGCUAGCAAUCUCCAUGUUGCUAUUGAUCACAUGUGCGCCGGCGACAACAGCAGCUGCAGCGUCAGCGGCUGCAGAACCAAUCACACAUCAGCUGCAAAGAACAUGGAAAUCAGAGGAAAGCAGCUACUAUAUUGCAUUGCCACAGCAGCAGCAACAGCAGCAGCAGCUGCUGGUGGACAAUGGCAGCGGGAGCAGUGAAAGCGUCGACAGCAACAUCGACAACAGCAACAGCAACAAUAAUAUUCAAUUAAGUAGGCUGCCCAGCCGGCCCAGCAGUCUUAGUAGCUUUAAAAACAUUAAGUUUAGGUCAGCAACAGUAUUCGACGCAGGCAGCGAUAGCGAUGCGGCUGUACUGCGACAGCAACAGCAGCAGCAGCAACAUAUUGCUGCGGUGACAACGCAGCAGUCACAGCAACAAGUUCCAAAUACGCUAAUAAAUAGUCAAAUAUAUAAAUUAUUAUACAAUAAUGGCAUGCCCAGCGUCGCGGCGAGCAGCAGUAAAACGCGACGUCAUGCACUGCAACAGCAACAACAGCUGCAGCAACAACAGCAGCAGCAGCAUCUCAGCAAUGCUGCGUGGCAGCCGCUGCAGCAGCGACUUAUUGCUGCCUACAAUUUUAGCAGCAAGGCAGGAGCAACACAACGCUAUUUUAUUGAGUCCUACGAAGUGCCAGAGAGCAGCCUGGAGCAGACGGCGCGGAAUCGCCGCGACUUUGGCAGCUCCGGCAACAGCAAUGGCCAGCGGCAACAUCGCGCCGGUGGCGGCCACCGACAGCAGCAGCAGGAGGCAAAGCGCGAGCAUCGCCGCCAGCGGCAGCAACAGCGCCAACAGCAGCAGCAUCACCAGCAGCAACAGAAGCAGCAUCAGCAGCAUCAACACCAGCAGCAUCGAAAGCAUCCAAGAAAGCAUCGGAACAGGCAGCGGGCCGGUCGUUACUGUUCAGCUCGGGAUCCCGCUCAGCUGGCGUAUGCGGCGCCCACCGUGUUUAUGGGCGUCUUUAAGUCCAUGUCGGCCGAUCGGCGGACGAACUUCUCGGCGACCAUGAAGGUGCUGCAGGUGUACAAACAGCAGCGGAAUCUGCAGCUGCCGCAGCUGGUCCGGCUGCAGUUCGCGCUGCGCAACAACAGCGGCGAGUGCGACAUCUACAGGGAGCGUCUGUUGCCGCGGGGUCUGGUGCGUGGCAACGAUCUGGAGCAGGCCUCUGACAUUACCUACAUGAUGUUUGUGGAGCAAACCAAUUCCGGCAACUUCUCCAUCCUAGGACAGCCCAAACGCGUCACGCCCGCCGUCCUCGAAGCAGUUAAAAUGGCUGUGACCGAAACUUAUGCACAGAACGCAUCGAUUACAUCGCUUAUAUCCAUGCCGAGCAACGCGACGAUGAUCAACGGCAAGGAGCUGCGCAUCAUCUGCAACGUGGAGGGCAGGCCGCCCCCAAAGGUGACCUGGUUCAAGGACGACAAGUCGAUAAAUCGCAAACGCAAUGUUUACCAAUUCAAGCAUCACAAAAGACGCGCCGAGCUGAUCGUGCGCUCCUUUAACAGUUCCUCAGAUGCGGGCAAAUACGAGUGUCGUGCCAAGAAUAAAGUCAGAAAAGACAUCGACAAGCGCGGCAUCAUGAUCAAUGCCUAUCCAGUUCCGCUGACGCCGGAUCCGGGCAGCGCGGGCUUUCCAUGCGAGAAUAACCAUUGCUUUCACGGCGGCACCUGCAUGUUGUUACCGUUUCUGAAUAUAUAUUAUUGCAAUUGCCCGGAAGGAUUCACUGGCCAGCGCUGCGAGUAUUCCGGCCCAGACAGUUCCUCCUACAAAAUGGCCUAUAGCAACAAUAGCAAUCGAUGGAUGAGAAGCAGUGCAAAAUAAACCUCUAUAGAAUGCAAACUCGUAGUAGGAACUAUUAAUGGAUCUCAUGAUGAAUGAAAAGUUUAAAGAUUGCUAAUAAAAGU